Teleopsis dalmanni is the source of this 2805-nucleotide messenger RNA. RefSeq lists its product as uncharacterized. Lineage: Eukaryota; Metazoa; Arthropoda; Insecta; Diptera; Diopsidae. Bases 1 to 2805 code for a protein of 934 amino acids. The record is from RefSeq and is a predicted model, not a curated record. Gene Ontology annotation, biological process: proteolysis. Gene Ontology annotation, molecular function: zinc ion binding; nucleic acid binding; aspartic-type endopeptidase activity. The transcript is spliced from 2 exons.
AUGUCAACAAAAAAGCGAGCAUCAUCCCCACAAAAAAAUGAAGAAUUGGAUAAACUACUCCAGCAGCGAGAAACUGUAGUGGCCAGUAUCUUGCGUAUUAAAAAAGUAAUUUCUGAAAAAACUGUUGAUUUAAACCCUGUAGAACUGGAAUGUAGGUUGGACAUUCUCAAUUCAUACAUUAAACAGGCCAUGACUUGCCAACAAAAAAUAGAGUGUAUCAACGAGUUUGAUGUAUUUCGGCCAGAUCUAGAAGAAAUCUGCGUUGCUUCGAAAUCAUUGUUUCUACAGGCGUUAGGUAAAAACCGCAAGUCUAGUAUCCCUGAUACUUCGCAUGAAUGCAGCAAUCAUCGUUCCAGGCUGCCAAGUAUGCGUUUACCUAAAUUUAGUGGGAAACAUUCUGAAUACAAAAACUUCAUAAGCCUUUUUGAAAGCUUAGUGCACAAUGAUCAGUCGCUAACUGAUAUUGAAAAAUUCAAUCAUCUCAUUUCGUGUUUGUCUGACGAAGCUCUUGGUACAGUUAAGGCAUUUCAACUCACUGAAACUAAUUACUCAAAGGCAUUAGCUAGUUUAAAAAGAGUUUACGAUAACACUUGUCUAAUCUUUUUCGAUAGUAUCUCGCAGCUUUUUGAACUGCCAGAAAUGAACAAGCCAUCUGCUUCUGCAUUACGCAAUAUCAUAGAUACUGUUUCUGCCAUAUAUGAGUCCCUAUUGUCAAUAGGAGAUGAUAAGAACAUUUCAAAUGCGAUUCUUAUUCAUUUAGUCAUGUCAAGAGUCGAUGCCGCCACGAAAUCUAAAUGGGAGGAACAAUUAGAUUACAAUAAGCUGCCGCUCUGGUCUGAUUGCGAGACUGCGUUAAAUAAGCGAUACCAACACAUUUCUGCUGACGAAGCUUCUACGUCAAGGUCUCGAUCGAACAGGCCAAAACAAGACAACUGGCAAGGUAAGAAUGUAAAAUCGUCACUUAUGUGCAAGAAAAAUAGUUCGCAAGAGGAAAGUAGAUGUUUGUUCUGUAAUGCGAAGGAACAUGUAAUAAAUUCAUGCUCCGCCUUUGCUGCCCUCUCAGUUACUGAACGGUUCAAUUUCAUUAAAUCAUCUUCGGCAUGUAUAAAUUGUCUCAAGAAAGGGCACACGGUAUCUAGAUGCAAGGCGUCACGCUGCAGAGUGUGUAAUCGGUCGCACCAUACUCUUUUACACCAAUAUUCUACUAACACUCCUCAAACAGGUUUAUCUUAUAAUCCAGAACAACCUAUUAUUUCUCGUGCCUCUGUGAAUCAUAGCUCAUCGAAUGACGAUCAAAUUAUUCUAGCCACUGCAGUCAUAACCAUUCAAGGAAAAUCUGGAGAGUAUCAGCUGGCCAGAGCACUGCUCGAUUCCGGUUCUCAAGUCAACCUUAUAACCGAGGAACUUGCACAACGACUGCAACUAAAAAAAGAAGCGAAAACUCUAAACCUAAUUGGCAUUGGUGAAACAAACUCCACAGUACGGCAAAAAUUACAUGCCACUGUGAGAUCACGUAUUAACUCUUAUGAGUUUUCUACUGAUUUUUGGGUAAUGCCUUCAAUCUCCACUUACCAACCCGACAAAUUUGUGUCAAUGAGUAAUUGGAAUGUUCCUUCUAAUCUUUCACUUGCUGAUCCGCACUUUCACAAACCGCAAAAGAUAGAUCUUCUACUUGGUGCCGAAAGCUUUUUCGAACUGUUGUCGAUUGGACAAAUAAAACAAGGUACUAAUCUUCCAAUUCUCCAAAAAACUUUACUUGGAUGGAUUGUAUCAGGAAAAUAUAAAGAUGUCCCAAGUAAUGUAUCUAAGAUAUGCAAUUUAAUACGCCUUCAAGAAGCAGAGUCAACAGGUGAUUUCUGCUUAAACUCUCUUGUGAAAAAAUUCUGGGAAUUGGAAGAAAUUCCCAAGGAGCUCACUGUCAAAAAAUACACAAUAGAACAACAACACUGUGAGACCAAGUUUCUCAACACAAUUUUACGCUUACCUUCAGGGAGGCUUAAGGUGCAGCUUCCUUUCAAGUCCAACCCCAACCUUCUAGGUCAGUCAUAUGAAACAGCAAAAAAUCGUUUUCUCUCACUGGAACGCAGGUUGUCGAAAGACUGUAUGCUUCAGAAGCUGUAUAUGGAGUUUAUGGCAGAGUAUCGUGACUUAGGUCACAUGACAUUAACUACUGACAACUUUUCUUCGACACCUCAUUACUAUAUACCGCAUCAGUGUGUGUUGCGACCUCAGAGUACCUCGACAAAACUUCGCGUCGUGUUCGAUGCUUCAUGCCGAACAUCUUCACAAGUGUCGUUGAACGACAUUCUAAUGGUUGGUCCAACGGUACAGGAAGAAUUGUAUUCAAUCCUACUUCGCUUUCGUAUGCACAAAUACGCGAUGACUGCUGACAUUACAAAAAUGUACCGUCAAAUCGAAGUUGACGAGGCAGAUCGCAAUUUUCAGCUUAUUCUCUGGAGGGAAAAACCUACGGAUCAGAUUAGCGUUUAUAAACUGAACACAGUGACAUAUGGUACUUCACCUGCUCCUUUCUUGGCAACACGUUGCCUAAACUACUUAAGUGACCUGUACAAGAAUUCUCAUUCAGUUGGAGCAAGGGUUAUCCGACAUGACUUCUAUGUCGAUGACCUAUUGACUGGUGCUGACAGUCUGAAGGAACUGGAAACAAUUCGUACCCAAUGUACUGAAAUUCUUGAUGCGGCUGGACUUAAAUUAGCGAAAUGGUUUUCAAACCAUAAAACGUAUGACUCGUCAGACUUCUUUCUAAAUGUUAAUAAUACUGAUUCCACAAAGGCGCUAGGUUAA